AUGCUCUGCCUCCCUAAUUCGCUUAAGCUUUUUUCAUCUCUCUUCUUUCUUCUAUCUUCUUCUCUCUGUUCUCUUUCUUGCGUCCUAAGAAUCUUAGGAAAAAAGAUAGAGAUGAAGAUACGUUACGUUCAUCUAAACCUACUUAUCCUCCUAUUACCUCUAAUCAAUCUUCUGUUUCCGACAUUAUCUCUGGCUCAAGACUACGGAGACGAUGCCCCGAAAAAGGACACUCCUCCACCAGGUCUGAUCCAUUGCAACGGAGUUUACAUGUCUUACAACUCCGGCGACCGCGAAAAGUUAUAUCCUCGGACCAACAACGUGACGGCUCAAGCCUGGUCGUUCAAAGCAACGGCCAUGAUCGUGAACACGGGGAUCGAAGAGGUCAAAGGUUGGCAAAUGUUCAUAGGGUUUCACCACAGAGAGAUCAUCGUUUCCGCAACGGGAGCUGUUUCAACGGACGGUGAGUUUCCUUACGACGCAAGCAACGGGACAACGUUCAUUGGUUCUCCGAAUACGGAUCUAAAGACCUCGAUCGAAACAGCUGGUGAUUACGAUAAGAUCUCAACCAAUAUCGAGAUAACCGGAACGCUUUUCGGCGGUAGAGGUACGGCUACGCCAUUGCCUAAAACGAUCAAGCUCACAAACGAUGGAUGGGAAUGCCCUGCUCCUACUUCUAAAGGCGGUACGAUGGAAGUUUGCUGCAAGAGGAACCCAAAGUUCAAAGCUAAAGAUAAAGCGAAAACCAAGUUCAUGCCUAGAAAAAAAGGCGACCUGAAUAUAGUUUAUGAUGUUCUUCAAGCCUACACAAGCAACUACUUGGCGCAGGUAACUAUAGACAACAAUAGUCCAUUGGGACGGUUAGACCACUGGAACUUGACAUGGGAGUGGAUGCGAGGAGAGUUCAUCUACACGAUGCGUGGAGCCUACGCUGCCGAGGAGAAACCUUCAGAAUGCUUACACAGCAAGGCGGGACAGUUCUACACGGAUCUUGAUUUCUCUCAGGUCGCUACUUGCCAGAAGAAACCGAUUCUCAAAGAUUUACCAGCUGAGCGUAAAGAAGAUAAUAUCACCGGGAAAUUGCCUUUCUGCUGCAAGAAUGGCACUCUCUUGCCCACUAUCAUGGAUCCCUCUAAGUCCAGAGCCAUUUUCCAGUUACAGGUGUACAAGGUGCCACCUGAUCAGAACAGAACAGCUUUCUUUCCUCCACAGAACUGGAAAAUCGACGGUAUAGUGAAUCCGCAAUACAAAUGUGGACCACCUAUACGAGUAGAUGCGACUUCUUUCCCUGACCCGAGCGGUCUCCAAGCAACCACCUACGCAGUAGCCAGCUGGCAAGUCGUGUGCAACAUAACCAAGCCUAAACCAAAAGCUGCUCGUUGCUGCGUCUCUUACUCUGCUUUCUACAACGACUCAGCCAUUCCAUGCAACACUUGUGCUUGCGGUUGUGGAGACAUCGAUACCGACACUUGCAACGCCAAUGCUCGACCGCUUCUCCUCCCUCCCGACACGCUCUUGGUACCGUUUGAUAACAGGACUCUCAAGGCAAGAGUGUGGGCAAAGAGGAAACACAUGGCUGUUCCAAAGAAGCUUCCUUGUCCUGACAACUGUGGAAUUAGCUUGAACUGGCAUGUUAACUCGGAUUACACUGAUGGAUGGUCUGCGAGGGUAACGUUGUUUAACUGGGGAAACAAUGCAGUGGAGGAUUGGUUUGCGGCUGUGGAUUUGGGCAAAGCUGGUUUAGGGUAUGAGAAUGUUUACUCCUUUAAUGGGACAAGACUUCCACCUAAGAACCAGACCAUUUUCUUCCAAGGACUUCGUGGUAUGAACUACUUGAUCGGUCUCACAAAUGGGUCGAACCCUGCUAAAGACCCGCAAGUUCCAGGGAAAAUGCAGUCGGUUAUAUCGUUUAAGAAGCGGAAUUUGGGGAGUUUGAAUAUCCCUGGAGGAGAUGGAUUCCCUAAGAGAGUUUUCUUCAAUGGAGAAGAAUGUGAGCUUCCUAAGUAUUUCCCUAAAAAGAGUUAUGGGGAGAGAUUAUCCGGUAUCCGAUUCUUUCCCUCGAUUCUCCUCGUGAUCACAACGUUUCUUGCGAUCACGGAUCGGUUUUAA
Messenger RNA from Eutrema salsugineum, 2106 nucleotides. Its product is annotated as COBRA-like protein 11. Gene Ontology annotation, biological process: cellulose microfibril organization. The record is from RefSeq and is a predicted model, not a curated record. Gene Ontology annotation, cellular component: membrane. Lineage: Eukaryota; Viridiplantae; Streptophyta; Magnoliopsida; Brassicales; Brassicaceae.